AUUCUCGAAUAUCGUGUGGAGGGGGAACGUCGGCGUAUAAAAGCAAGGAGCAUUCCACUCUGCAAAAGAAAAGCAUUGUUUGCGAGAAAGUGCAAGAGUCAACGUGAAGUCUUACUUGGUAUUUUUUGAAGUGUUACUUGAAAAAAAGUUGCAGGAUGCAGAUCUUCGUGAAAACAUUAACUGGAAAAACCAUCACUUUGGAAGUGGAACCUUCAGACACAAUCGAGAAUGUUAAGGCUAAAAUCCAGGACAAAGAAGGAAUCCCCCCAGACCAGCAGCGUCUCAUUUUCGCUGGAAAGCAAUUGGAAGAUGGACGAACUCUUUCCGACUACAACAUCCAGAAAGAGUCUACUCUUCACUUGGUUUUGCGGCUGAGAGGAGGGAUGCAGAUUUUCGUGAAGACUUUGACUGGCAAAACUAUCACACUUGAGGUUGAACCAUCAGACACUAUUGAGAACGUUAAAGCCAAGAUUCAAGACAAGGAAGGAAUUCCCCCAGACCAACAACGAUUGAUUUUCGCUGGCAAACAGUUGGAAGAUGGCCGCACCCUAUCAGAUUAUAACAUCCAAAAAGAAUCCACUCUGCAUUUGGUGUUGAGAUUGAGAGGUGGAAUGCAAAUUUUUGUAAAAACCCUUACUGGCAAAACAAUUACACUUGAAGUCGAACCAUCUGAUACCAUUGAAAAUGUUAAAGCCAAGAUUCAGGACAAGGAAGGAAUUCCUCCAGACCAACAGAGGUUAAUUUUUGCCGGCAAACAGUUAGAAGAUGGACGUACAUUGUCUGACUACAACAUCCAGAAAGAAUCCACUUUACAUUUGGUUUUGAGACUGAGAGGAGGAAUGCAAAUCUUCGUGAAAACUUUAACCGGCAAAACGAUUACUUUGGAAGUGGAACCCUCAGACACAAUUGAGAACGUUAAGGCGAAGAUCCAAGACAAGGAAGGCAUUCCCCCAGACCAGCAGAGAUUGAUCUUUGCAGGAAAGCAGUUGGAGGAUGGACGCACUUUAUCUGACUACAACAUUCAAAAGGAGUCCACUUUGCAUUUGGUGUUGAGAUUGAGGGGAGGAAUGCAAAUUUUUGUCAAAACUCUUACUGGAAAAACCAUUACACUUGAAGUCGAGCCUUCUGAUACUAUUGAAAAUGUUAAAGCCAAGAUCCAGGACAAAGAAGGAAUUCCCCCAGACCAACAGAGACUGAUUUUCGCAGGAAAACAAUUGGAAGACGGCCGAACUUUGUCUGAUUACAACAUCCAGAAGGAAUCCACUCUUCACUUGGUGCUCAGGUUGAGAGGUGGAAUGCAAAUCUUUGUUAAAACCCUGACUGGAAAAACCAUCACUUUGGAAGUGGAAGCCUCAGAUACCAUCGAAAACGUUAAAGCUAAGAUCCAAGACAAGGAAGGCAUCCCCCCAGACCAGCAGCGUCUCAUCUUCGCCGGAAAGCAGUUGGAGGAUGGCCGCACACUUUCCGACUACAACAUCCAAAAGGAAUCCACCCUUCACUUGGUGCUCAGGCUGAGAGGAGGAAUGCAAAUUUUCGUGAAAACCCUGACUGGAAAAACUAUCACUUUGGAAGUGGAACCCUCAGACACCAUCGAGAAUGUUAAAGCUAAGAUCCAGGACAAAGAAGGCAUUCCUCCAGACCAGCAGAGGUUGAUUUUCGCAGGCAAACAAUUGGAAGACGGCCGCACUUUAUCGGAUUACAACAUUCAGAAAGAAUCCACUCUUCACUUGGUGCUCAGGUUGAGAGGAGGAAUGCAGAUUUUUGUUAAAACUCUGACUGGCAAAACUAUUACACUUGAAGUUGAACCAUCUGAUACCAUCGAAAAUGUUAAGGCAAAGAUCCAGGACAAGGAAGGAAUUCCUCCAGACCAACAGAGACUGAUUUUCGCAGGCAAACAAUUGGAAGAUGGCCGCACCCUAUCAGAUUAUAACAUCCAAAAAGAAUCCACUCUGCAUUUGGUGUUGAGAUUGAGAGGUGGAAUGCAAAUUUUUGUAAAAACCCUUACUGGCAAAACAAUUACACUUGAAGUCGAACCAUCUGAUACCAUCGAAAAUGUUAAGGCAAAGAUCCAGGACAAGGAAGGAAUUCCUCCAGACCAGCAGAGACUGAUUUUCGCAGGAAAACAGCUGGAAGAUGGGCGCACUUUAUCUGACUACAACAUUCAGAAGGAAUCAACCCUUCACUUGGUUCUCCGGCUUCGUGGUGGCAACUGAAAGGCCUCCAAAAUAUUUAUUUUCUUUUGAGUCGUGAUUUUUUUGAUUAAAUGAAUAAAUUAUACUUUAUUACGUUA
Messenger RNA from Dendroctonus ponderosae (mountain pine beetle), 2290 nucleotides. RefSeq names its product polyubiquitin-C (gene Ubi-p63E). Gene Ontology annotation, biological process: modification-dependent protein catabolic process; protein ubiquitination. Gene Ontology annotation, cellular component: nucleus; cytoplasm. The transcript is spliced from 2 exons. Bases 156 to 2213 code for a protein of 685 amino acids. Lineage: Eukaryota; Metazoa; Arthropoda; Insecta; Coleoptera; Curculionidae. Gene Ontology annotation, molecular function: protein tag activity; ubiquitin protein ligase binding. The record is from RefSeq and is a predicted model, not a curated record.